CAGCAAUUGUGGGGUUUGGAGUUUGAGUUGCCUUCUCAAAGUUCUACAAAAAAAGAUACAGAAGGGCAGAGGGCGUUCAAAGAGUAGAACAGACAGACUGAGACAGUAGGGGAAGUCAUGGGUGGCCUGAAAUAUCUAUGUUAUGUUCUCUUGGGUCCCAUGAUCUUCUUUACCUUUUGUCUGCAUGCAACUAUGGCUGGAAAGGUUCUUGUCUUCCCCGUAGAUGGCAGCCACUGGAUCAACAUGCAUGUCAUGAUCGAGGGGCUCCAUGCCAGAGGUCAUGAGGUCACUGUGGUGCGGACCUCCACCAGCUGGUAUAUUAAAGAGUCAUCACCACACUAUAAAUCCAUCACUGUGACUCUUCCUGAGGCUGUCUUCAUUGAGGAUCCAGACUUUUUUGUGUCUUUCCUAAGUAAAAUGCUGGAGAUAAACCGGCAAGGAGGGUCUCCUCUAGCAUUCAUGAAGUUCCUCUGGGAGAUGUUUACCACGUUAGCAAAAAUCCACCAGCAGGCAAGUCAGCUGGUGGUGGAGAUGUUUGAAAACAAAGCGCUUAUGGAAGAGCUCCGAGCCACACACUAUGAUGUUGCUCUGAUUGACCCUGGUAUUCCUGCAGGGGUUCUUGUGGCUCACAAACUAGAAUUACCAAUUGUGUUCAACGUACGAUGGAUAACUAGUGGGGAGGGGCACUUUGUUGUUGCUCCUUCACCUGUUUCAUAUGUUCCUACGUCAGGCUGUGCUGUCUCAAACCAGAUGACAUUUGGUGAAAGGGUCAAAAAUGCCCUCCGCUAUAUUAUCAAUGUGUGCUCUGACCACUUCAUCGUAACUCCACCCUACAAUGCGCUGAUGGCGCGGUACUUUGGGCCUGAUGCCAAUUUCUACCACCUCCUUCAGGGCGUUGACCUCUGGCUGAUGAGGGUAGAUUUCGUUUUUGAGUUCCCUCGCCCGACCAUGCCCAACAUCAUCUACAUUGGUGGGUUUCAGUGCAAACCUGCAAAGCCAAUACCAGCAGAGUUGCAGGAGUUUGUGGAUGGGUCAGGAGAGCAUGGACUCAUUGUUAUGUCAUUAGGCACACUGGUGAAAGGUCUUCCCAUUGACAUUACGUCUGAGAUCGCUGCUGCUUUUGCUCAACUGCCUCAGAGGGUAAUCUGGAGGCAUCUGGGGGAGCAACCCAGUAACCUGGGCAACAACACCCUGCUUGUUAAAUGGCUGCCACAGAAUGACUUGCUUGGUCACCCCAAAACUCGGCUGUUUGUCACCCAUGGUGGGACUAAUGGUGUCUAUGAGUCCAUCUAUCAUGGUGUUCCAGUAGUGGGUGUUCCAUUAUUGUUUGACCAAUUUGAGAACAUGUUACGUCUUAAGGUGCGAGGGGCAGCUAAAAUUGUUGAUGUUGCUACACUGGACAGCCAGGUGUUUCUCACAGCAAUACAAGAAGUCUUACAUCAGCCUUCAUACAGAGACAACAUGCAACGGCUGUCUAGAUUGCACAAAGAUAGGCCUAUGCAUCCUUUGGAAAGUGCCCUCUACUGGAUAGAGUUUGUAAUGCGGCAUAAAGGAGCUGCACACUUACGCACCGAGUCCUAUAAAAUGCCUUGGUACUCGUACCACUCCCUAGAUGUGGUGGGGCUUCUACUGGCUGUGUUGUUGACAUUAGUGGGUGUUGUAGUAUUAAUUGUUCGUUUCUUGUCUCUCCGAUUAUGCAGAAGACAGAAACCUAAACUAGAAUGAUGAGAGUCUGUGGCAGAACAAAGGUUACAUAAAUAAAAUUGAUUUGUCAGUGGGUCAAAAUUACUUUGAGUCAGGACCAAUACAGAAAGUGCUAAAGGACUAUAACAGGUCAACGAAUGUAUAUUUGUCAUAUGGGCAAAUCAUGUCACAGAAUUGAAAUAUUGGAUUAAAUAAUAAUAAUGAAUGUUAAUGAAUUAUGCCAGAACUUAAUUUCGUUAAUGUUUUGCACUAAUAAGUUAAUUUUGCAUGUCAUAUUGAUGUUUAUAAAUGGUCUUAUUUACUCAGCAAUGUUAAGAGCCCCUAAUGGAGAGUUUUCAGCCCUGUGAGAGAGCUACAAGUCAUGUCAAUGUUAUUGUUGAUUAUUAUUCUGUUACUGCAACUAAAGGGUGAGUCAAAAGUCACAGGACACCGUUUUAUUUUAUUUUAUUUUUUAUGCUGUCACAAGCCUCCAAGAUGCGGUGCUGAAGGUGAUGUUUGUCGCAGAUUUUCUCAGCAACAAUUUGUUUGAGAUGACCCCAGAGAUAAAAGUCGAUAAUAAAAUAUUUAAUUAAAUUAAACGGUGUCCUGUGACUUUUGACUCGCCCUGUAUAUUGUCAAAAUUGUACUAUGGUCUUAAGAACUUGCAUAGCAAUUUCUUGAUUUUAGAAAAAUGUAGUUUGUUGUUCUCUGGGAGUUUCUUUGCUUGUUACCUUCAGUUUCUAUCAAGUUUUUCAUGGCACAAACAUGAACAAGGACAGAGUAACUAAGCGUUUAAUGAUCUAUUAUCAAGUAUGUCUGUUCAGGACAGGGUGUGCUACUUGUAGCUUAUCUUUUGAGAAUGUCUAGGAGUUGAACAAGCACAGAGAAACUAUAGUUAUAUGAACAUAUGGGUGCUGUGUCAAAAUCACUCAGUUAUUAAAUGUAGAAAAAAAUAUUUACAUUUAAACAUAUGCACAUACUGUUGGCUGGUCUGUGCAUUGUGGCACUGUAGUGUUCUUGCCCUGGGGAAGCUGCUAUGUCUUCCCUCCUAAAUACACAGUUGUAAUAAGCAUUGGAAUUUCAGUCGGUGUUUUACAGACAAUGCGAUUAGAUCUUUUUGUUAAAGAGAGUGGUUUUCCCUGUAAACAGAUGCCAUGGUGAUCUCAUUCAUGUUUCAACCUUUUCUCCUUUAUAAGUUUUCUCCUUUAUAACAUAGGGCUGGGGUGCUCAAUUCUGGUCUUGAAGAUCUAACACUGGAGAGUUUAGAUCCAACACCUUUGGCUCUAAUGUUCUGACAUCCCUGACCUGGAUCAGGUGUGUUAGAUCAAGGUUGAAGAUAAACUUCAGGACCAGGAUUGGGCACCGCAGAUGACUUAGGUGCAGCAUGCCAAACAUAUGCUCUUAUUUGUCCAGUAAGAGUUUGGUGAAAAGGCCUGGCACAGAGAAGGAGAAAGCAUCCUCCUCAAGGAGAUCUAAGAGGGGACUCCAGGGAGAAAUAGAGACUCAGUAUCUUCCUGUACUAAACAGCACGUCAGAUUAGUGUGGCAGAAAACCACGGACAGAUCAUUGUCUUGUGAAGCAUUGGGCACAGGACUAUAUGGAGCCACUCACACUCCAGAAACUACACAUAAUAAAUAAAUACUGAUAAAAAUGACCUGAAAAGUGAAAUUAAACAAAAUUUUGUGUUUGUGGUGUUUUAGUGUAAUAAUGGACACACACCUUUUUUUAUAUGAAAAUUAAUAAAUUUAGCUUCAUUAAUGUACAAUAUCCUGUUGUGUCAUUGAUGCUGUUUCUACUGCUUAUUUUCUAUUUUCCAUACUUUAUAUGUCUUUGCUUAUUGUUUCAUUUCUGUAACUUCCUUGACCAUUAUGCAGUUCUGGCAUUGUGGCAAAUAAAAUAUGAAUAAAAGAUCCUUAACACAACUUAGAAAAUCAAUAGAAUUCAGAAAAAUCAGUUGAAUAAAAAAGAUCUUUUCAGUUUAGAAUUUAAAGGGG
Messenger RNA from Pygocentrus nattereri (red-bellied piranha), 3677 nucleotides. Its product is annotated as UDP-glucuronosyltransferase 2A2-like. The transcript has 2 exons. Gene Ontology annotation, molecular function: UDP-glycosyltransferase activity. The coding region runs from base 118 to 1725 and encodes 535 amino acids. NCBI's taxonomy places the organism in Eukaryota, Metazoa, Chordata, Actinopteri, Characiformes, Serrasalmidae. The record is from RefSeq and is a predicted model, not a curated record.